Parnassius apollo (apollo) is the source of this 921-nucleotide messenger RNA. NCBI's taxonomy places the organism in Eukaryota, Metazoa, Arthropoda, Insecta, Lepidoptera, Papilionidae. The record is from the annotation of a GenBank genome assembly.
AUGCGGGUGCACGUGCAGCGGCAGCACGCCUGGCGCACUGCGCAAGGGUUCUCAGCGUUACGUACCGACGACGUGCGGGUGCACGUGCAGCGGCAGCACGCCUGGCGCACUGCGCCAGGGUUCUCAGAGUUACGUACCGAUGACUUGCGGGUGCACGUGCAGCGGCAGCACGCCGGGCGCACGGCGCAAGGGGUCUCAGCGUUACGUACCGACGACGUGCGGGUGCACGUGCAGCGGCAGCACGCCUGGCGCACUGCGCAAGGGUUCUCAGCGUUACGUACCAGUGACGUGCGGGUGCACGUGCAGCAGCAGCACGCCUGGCGCCAAGGGUUCUCAGCGUUACGUACCGAUGACGUGCGGGUGCACGUGCAGCGGCAGCACGCCUGGCGCACUGCGCAAGGGUUCUCAGCGUUACGUACCAGUGACGUGCGGGUGCACGUGCAGCAGCAGCACGCCUGGCGCCAAGGGUUCUCAGCGUUACGUACCGAUGACCUGCGGGUGCACGUGCAGCGGCAGCAAGCCUGGCGCACUGCGCAAGGGUUCUCAGCGUUACGUACCGAUGACGUGCGGGUGCACGUGCAGCGGCAGCACGCCUGGCGCACUGCGCAAGGGUUCUCAGCGUUACGUACCGAUGACUUGCGCGUGCACGUGAAGCGGCAGCACGCCUGGCGCACUGCGCAAGGUUUCUCAGCGUUACGUACCGAUGACCUGCGGGUGCACGUGCAGCGGCAGCAAGCCUGGCGCACUGCGCAAGGGUUCUCCGUUACGUACCGAUACGUGCGGGUGCGUGCCACGCUGGCGCACUGCGCAAGGGUUCUCAACGUUACGUACCAUGACUUGCACUGCGCGCUUGCGAUGACGUGCGUGCCUGCCGCACGCCUGGCGCACUGCACAAGGGUUCUCAGCGUUACGUACCGAUGA